AAACCUUACAAAUGUAGUGAAUAUGAGAAAUGUUUCAAUCAAGUUGGUGAUCUUAGAAGACAUCAGAGAAUUCAUACAGGAGAGAAACCUUACAAAUGUAAUGAAUGUGAAAAAUGCUUUAGCUACAAAAGCAACCUUAGAAGUCACCAGAGAAUUCAUAAAGGGGAGAAGCCUUACAAAUGUAGUGAAUGUGACAAAUACUUUUCCCAAAAAGUCAGUCUUAGAAUUCAUCAGAGAAUUCAUACAGGAGAGAAACCUUACAAAUGUAGUGAAUGUGAGAAAUGUUUCAAUCAAGUUGGUGAUCUUAAAAGACAUCAGAUAAUUCAUACAGGAGAGAAACCUUACAAAUGUAAGGAAUGUGACAAAUGCUUUAGCUACAAAAGCAACCUUGGAAGUCACCAGAGAAUUCAUAAAGGGGAGAAGCCUUACAAAUGUNGUGAAUGUGACAAAUACUUUUCCCACAAAGUCAGUCUUAGAAUUCAUCAGAGAAUUCAUACAGGAGAGAAACCUUACAAAUGCAAUGAAUGUGACAGUUUCUUUACCCGAAAAGACAGUCUUAAUAUCCACCAGAGAAUUCAUACAGGAGAGAAACCUUACAAAUGUAGUGAAUGUGACAGAUGCUUUACCUAUAAAGGUGAUCUUAGAAAACAUCAGAGAAUUCAUACAGGAGAAAGCACCUUACAAAUGUGAAUGUGACAUGUGCUUUACCCAAAAAUUCAAUCCUCAUCUUCAUUUGAGAAUUCAUACAGGAGAGAAGCCUUACAAAUAUAAUGAAUGUGACAAAUGCUUUAGCCAAAAACAAUAUUCGCUCUUAUCAGAGAAUGCACACAGUUGACACCUUCACAAAUGAAGUGAAUGAGAAAAACCCGUUUCCAAGGAAGAUAAUCUUAGAAUUCAUCAGAGACUACAUAUAGGAGAAGGAACUUAUAAAUAUAGUAAAUGUUCAAAUCCUUCA
Molecule: messenger RNA, 955 nt
Organism: Mus caroli (Ryukyu mouse)
Lineage: Eukaryota; Metazoa; Chordata; Mammalia; Rodentia; Muridae
Source: RefSeq, a predicted model, not a curated record